Molecule: messenger RNA, 2109 nt
Organism: Paraglomus occultum
Lineage: Eukaryota; Fungi; Glomeromycota; Glomeromycetes; Paraglomerales; Paraglomeraceae
Source: the annotation of a GenBank genome assembly
AUGGCUAAUCUUGCAAACUACCUCUUUGGCAACGUUGACGAAGAAGGCCAUCUCGAUAACGUUGGAUUGGAUGAGGAACUGCGAGAAUCCUUGCAGAAAGUGGCUGAAGAAGCAGAGACAAAGUUGUUCAGUAGGAUAUUUUUAGCCGAAUCACUGGGUUUAGUCGAGAAAGACGAGGAAGAGUCUGAGAGAGUUGAAACACCAAGAACGCCAGUUGAAUCAAUUGUAAAACCAGCCGAAGAUGCCAUAGACUAUUCAGAUUUCGAUACAUUAUUUCCAGCAUUUCGUAGCGACGAAGUGCUGAAUUUUACCGAAUUAUUUGCGACAAAGAUUACUAGAAAGAAAUUGCAACAGAAAAAUAAAAAUGGCAAGUGUUGGCCUAUACUCGACACUGAUGAUCGCGUAAUGUUUCAGAAUGGCGUGCCUCGAAUACAAAAGGAAGUUUCUGCCCUUACUGAAAUAUCCAAUACAACAGACAAUACCAUUGUUCCACCAACAUAUGAUAUUUCAAAUAAAGUGAAUCCGCUACCCUCAAAGGACGAAAAUAGAAAGCCGGAAAAGGAAAUAAUUUGGAAAAUACCCGAGAAGUCUAAAACUUAUCUGCCGGUAAUGACAGUUUCAUGGGAAGAUUACAUUAUUUGGGAACAUAAACCAUCACAGAGCUGGCCCAAUAGUUCUCUUGUUCAGAAAUCUCUGUCAGCCUCUGACUUAACCUAUCGCCAAUUAGAAGAGGACGACUGGUUAGACUCUGUAUUAUGUGAUGAACCAAAAAUAGAGUGUCCAUUCACAAAGCUUAUUUAUGACUUGAAUGACCCGAAUAUGUUGUUUGAGCACCCAUCGCUUGCUAGUGAUAUUGAAAUACUAACACGAGAUGAAGAAUCGGACCCUUUCAAUAUUUCAAACGAUCAACUGUAUGAUACGAGCACAGAGAUGAGACAACAAAGAGUCAGGCAAACUAUUGGGCAACUAGUAGUUCAGCACUCGUUACCGGCUUUGAAAUUAAAAUCUCCUUUUUUCAAGACAAAGCUGUCAAAAUCGGAACUUCGCGCGUUUCAUCGUCCGGCGAUACAAUUCCAAGUCGAUAGAUUAAUUACGUUUGCUCGGACCAAGCCCAAAUCAAAGAAACAAAAAGAAAAGAGCACAAUAGAUAUCCGUAGUUCACGUGAUUUGACACUAAGAGACACUGGUACCUUCGUAUUGCUUGAAUAUUCUGAGGAAUAUCCACCAAUUAUUUCUAAUGUGGGAAUGGGCAGUCUCCUACUCAACUACUAUAGGAAAAUUGAUGAAAAUGAUUCUACUGUGCCGAAACUCGACAUUGGCGAUGCCGUUGUUCUCGAUGUAUCUGAUGCAUCCCCAUUUAUGAAUUUCGGGGAUGUUGAACCAGGUCAAAUAAUUACCGCUUUAUACAACAAUCUUGUAAGAGCACCAGUGUUCAAGCACAAUCAAAAAGACACGGACUUUCUCGUCAUAAGGAAUACAUACAAGGGAAAAUCUAAAUACUACGUUCGCGAAAUAAAGAAUUUAUUUGUCGUCGGCCAGACAUAUCCUAUGCAAGAAGUACCUGGACCACAUUCCAGAAAAAUAACAAACACCGUUAAGAAUCGACUACAAGUGUCCGCAUUUAGACUCAUAAAGAGCAGCAUUGACCAGACUUUUAAGUUACGACAACUUUCUAAACUAUUUCCAGAAUACACCGAAAUUCAGAUACGCCAGCGUGUAAAGGAAUUCGCCGAACUCGAACGUAGAGACGAUAAUGGAGGUGUCUGGCGACUAAAGCGUAGUCUUCGCCUUCCUACGGAGGAAGAGUUACGCAAAAUGUUAUCACCAGAGAUGAUAUGUUUGUAUGAGAGCAUGUUGGUUGGCCAGCGACAUUUACUUGAUUCUGGGUAUGUAAAAACAGCCACAGGCGAAGAAGAAGGCAAUGAUGAAUCUAAGUUAUCUAUCGAGGAACAGUUGGCUCCUUGGAUUACAACACGAAACUUCAUUAAUGCUACUCAGGGAAAAGCAAUGCUUAAACUUCAUGGUGAGGGAGAUCCUACGGGGUCAGAUGAAGGAUUCAGCUUUAUAAGAGUGUCAAUGAAAGAUAUCUUUCUGAAAGCGGGAGAGUCU